Laetiporus sulphureus 93-53 is the source of this 1014-nucleotide messenger RNA. RefSeq lists its product as uncharacterized. Gene Ontology annotation, biological process: negative regulation of transcription by RNA polymerase II; chromatin organization. Gene Ontology annotation, molecular function: chromatin binding. The transcript is spliced from 5 exons. NCBI's taxonomy places the organism in Eukaryota, Fungi, Basidiomycota, Agaricomycetes, Polyporales, Laetiporaceae. Gene Ontology annotation, cellular component: pericentric heterochromatin; nucleus. The record is from RefSeq and is a predicted model, not a curated record. Bases 85 to 903 code for a protein of 272 amino acids.
GCACGCCGUUUGUCAACCAACACUCAUCAUCGCCACUUCAUCCUACGCAUCGUAUCUUGCCUCACUCGUUUUACGCGUGCGAAGAUGCCGAGGUUGCCUGCAGAUGCCUCUGAGAGCGAGAGCGAGAGGGAGGUCGAACGCCCUGCCAGGAAAAGCACUGCAUCCGUAACUCCUGCGAAGUCGGUCGAGGCCAAGUCGCCAGUCAAUGAACCCGAGGAAGGAGAUGACGAGGACGAGGACGAAGAGGAGUACGAAAUUGAGCAGAUUCUGGACGCGAAGCGUGGCACUUUCCCUGGAGGCAAACUGGGCUAUCUAGUGAAAUGGAAGGGUUAUUCGAGCGAGCACAACAGCUGGGUGAAUGAGGACGAUGCAGGGAAUGCUCAAAACCUCAUUGACGAAUUUUGGCAGAAACACAAGAAGGAGAAGAAGAGCGAGCGCAAAACCUCUGGAGCCAAGCCUUCUGUAUCGAAAAAGGCGGCUGAUGAAUCCGAAGCGGAACAAGUCUCACAGAAGAAGCGAGGUCGGCCAUCUACGGCCAAAGACACCAAGCAGCGUGAGGAUGAGGAUAUCGAUAUGGAGCCUCGAGAGAAGAAGAAGCCGCGCAAGACCGCGACCAAGAGUGCAAAGGGUUUGGCCACGCCAGAGCCGAUGGAGGUUAGCCUGGAUGAAGAAGAAUUCCGCGAUAUGAAACCUUACAUGAGGCAGGCUACCUGGGAGCAUCUUGUGGAUUCUAUCGACACCGUCGAGCGCACCGAGGACGGCCAGCUCCUGGUUUACUUCACAGUUAGGAACGGAAAAGGCCGGGCGCGGGUCGACACCGAGAUUUGUAAAGAGAAGAUGCCACGCAAAUUGCUCGACUUUUACGAGAAGAACUUACGCUGGAGACAGAGCGAGGAAGAGUAGGCCCACCCAUCGCUGCGUUGUCUUGUGCUGCCGCAUGGGAUCGAUAUCCUAAAUGUAAUGCGUCGUCAUAUCACUCUUACAACAAUACGCCGUCUGCCGUCCUAGAUGCCG